Messenger RNA from Vitis vinifera (wine grape), 2466 nucleotides. Its product is annotated as F-box/kelch-repeat protein At1g55270. The transcript is spliced from 2 exons. Gene Ontology annotation, molecular function: protein binding. Bases 859 to 2154 code for a protein of 431 amino acids. The record is from RefSeq and is a predicted model, not a curated record. NCBI's taxonomy places the organism in Eukaryota, Viridiplantae, Streptophyta, Magnoliopsida, Vitales, Vitaceae.
AUCUUUGUUAUUAAGAGCAUUCGGUGUGGUUGAGGUGGUGGGGACCGUUUCAUCUGUUUUUUUCUUUUUCUUUUAUGUAAUUUUUUUCUUUUUUUAUGGUUUUCCUUUUUAUUUUGAUUCUUGACUCCAUUGUUCCGCCUUCCAUUUUUCUUCCCUCUCACACAGUCUUCCUUUAGAAAGCUUUAUUUAUUUGUUUCUCUCUAUCUAAAACCAAGUACCCAACAAGAGCUAUCUUCCAAUCUGAGUGUGAUUUGGUGUUCAAUUUAUUCCAACAAACAACCACCAUAAUGUCAUCAUGCAAAAACCCAUCUUUCUCUCCUCCUUUAAUGGUUUAGGUUUGCUUUUGCCUCUCUCUCUCUCUCUUCUUCAACACACUCUUGUGCUUGGUAGGUUGUGCCGUUGAGGUGAUGGGCCCUAUACUCCACUGAAGAUCAAUGGUGAGAGGGGUCUCUAUCUCCUUCUUCAGUGCUUUCUUUCCCCCAUUUCUUCACUGUCUAGCAUUUGGGUCUUAGGUUUAAUCCGAAGAUAGGAUUUCCCUUUUUUUAUCUUCUGAUUUCUCUCUUUUGAAACCAUGGCCGGUGAUUCUCUGAGGUUUUUGCAUAUGGGCUGUUUGUUUCGGAUAUGGGUUUCAGAGACAAAGUUAUGGUAAUGUUGGGUUUCUGUCGUAAUCGCUCUUUGUAUUCGGCGUAUGGUUCCUUUGCCUCUGGAGUAGACUCUGGUUUUUAGGUUGGUUUUGAGUUUAUUCCGGAGUUGUUUGAGGUGGGUUUUGGAAGAUGGUGAGAUUGUGAGCGAAGAUUGAGAGAGGGUCGUGAUUGUGGAGGCAGGCUGGUGAUGAAUUUGGCACUGGACACUCCUUGAAUGAAGAAAAUGGACAGAGUCAUUCAACCUCCUCUGGUUGAUACAACAGCUUGUUUGUGUAGAGUUGAUGCUGGCCUUAAAACUGUUGCUGGAGCAAAAAAAUUUGUCCCUGGGACAAAGCUAUGUCUUCAGCCAGACAUCAAACCUUCCAUUCAUCCAACCAGGCACAAGCCAUCACGUGGUGACCGGAGCCGGAGCCAAUCCCCUCUACUUCCAGGGCUACCUGAUGAUCUUGCUAUUGCUUGCUUAAUCCGUGUCCCAAGAAUUGAGCACCGUAAGCUCCGCCUAGUAUGCAAAAGAUGGUACCGCCUUUUGGUUGGUAACUUCUAUUACUCACUCCGAAAGAACCUUGGAAUUGCUGAAGAAUGGAUAUAUGUCAUAAAGAGAGACAGAGAAGGGAAAAUCUCAUGGCAUGCCUUUGACCCCAUAUACCAGCUUUGGCAGCCCCUCCCUCCUGUCCCUAAAGAAUAUUCGGAGGCCCUAGGGUUUGGUUGUGCUGUUCUCAGUGGCUGUCACCUCUACUUGUUUGGUGGCAAAGAUCCCCUUAAGGGAUCAAUGAGACGAGUCAUUUUUUAUAGUGCUCGGACUAACAAAUGGCACCGAGCCCCAGACAUGCUUAGGCGACGACAUUUCUUUGGUUCGUGUGUCAUAAACAAUUGCUUGUAUGUAGCAGGUGGCGAGAAUGAGGGGAUGCACCGAUCCUUGAGAUCAGCUGAAGUUUAUGAUCCCAACAGGAACAGGUGGUCCUUUAUUUCAGAUAUGAGCACAGCAAUGGUGCCGUUCAUUGGGGUCGUUUAUGAGGGCAAGUGGUUCUUGAAGGGGCUUGGGUCUCACCGGCAGGUUUUAAGUGAGGUUUAUCAACCAGAAACUGACAGCUGGUACCCGGUUUAUGAUGGAAUGGUUGCAGGGUGGAGAAAUCCGAGUGCUUCCUUAAAUGGGCAGCUUUAUGCCUUGGAUUGCAAGGAUGGCUGCAAACUUAGGGUUUAUGAUGAAGUGAGUGAUUCCUGGAGCAAACAUAUUGACAGUAAGAUGCACUUGGGGAAUUCCCAGGCUCUGGAGGCAGCUGCGCUGGUGCCGCUUCACGGAAAAUUGUGCAUCAUCAGGAACAAUAUGAGUAUUUCCUUGGUUAAUGUCUCUAAAUCUGAAGAUAUGACGGGGCCAACCGCUGAACAUUUAUGGGAAACCAUUGCAGGAAGAGGGCAAUUCAAGACACUGGUCACAAAUCUUUGGUCCAGCCUUGCUGGCAGGAACCGCCUUAAAAGUCACAUCGUUCACUGCCAGGUUCUUCAAGCCUAAACACUGUAAAACUAUAUUUGUAGCGGAAAGGAAAGGAAAGGAAAGGAAGAAUGGCUCUGAGGUUUCUCACUCCUCUCUCUUGAACUUUUGAUCUGAUUGACAGUGGCGUGCAUGUAAAGGCCAGAAAAUUCCCAGUUUGACAGCUGCAAUUGAUGCACAUGAGUCCAUUGUUGUAGGGUGUAUAAGUUGAAGUUAAACAAUCAUUAUAUCAUGUGCCACAGCAGGUGCUGGGUCAGUGAGAAUAUUUAUUUUGCUUGGGUGGUGUAGACGUUAGUGUUACAAAUAUUUAUAUGAUACACAGUCGUUACAUUA